Messenger RNA from Vicia faba (fava bean), 771 nucleotides. NCBI's taxonomy places the organism in Eukaryota, Viridiplantae, Streptophyta, Magnoliopsida, Fabales, Fabaceae. The record is from the annotation of a GenBank genome assembly.
AUGGGAGUGAUCAAGGAUGGCACAAUCUCCGGUGUCCUACCAAAGCCUCAUGGAUUUCUGGUGCACUAUCCUGGUUAUCCAUCCUCAACCUCUCGUGCUCUCGACACACUGGGUGGAACUCAGGGCAUCCUUAAGGCUCGCAGUUCACAGUCGAACAGAUUAGAGCUCAGGUUCCGCCCGGAAGACCCUUAUUCUCAUCCUGCAUUUGGGGAGCGACGUCCCACUAAUGCUUUGCUUCUGAAAAUAUCGAAGAAGAAAUUUCCUGAUGCUGAUGGUGCCGAAGCUUCUAAUAGCAUGUGUGGAAUGGAGCAUGGGAUGGAAGAAAAUCAUGUAGAAAGUGAGGACGGAGCUGAUGAUAAAGUAGAUGAAAAGGAAAAUCUCUGUGCUGAUAUCGUUGCUCAUGUUCCAGAGGCUUAUUUCUUUGAAGGAAUGGCUGACUACCAGUAUGUUGUUCCUGUCCAUGCGGAUGUUGCAAAGAGGAAGAAGAGAAAUUGGUCAGAACCAGAAGAAACAAUCUUAGCUAAGGACAGUCGUAUAGAAGUGGAUCAUGACGACAUUAUGAUCAUAGUGCCUCCAAUUUUUUCUCCAAAAGACAUACCAGAAAACUUAGUCUUGAGACUACCUACCGUGUUAAGUUCAAAAAAGAAAGAUGACCAGGAAAUUGCACAGCCCCAUUUUGAGAUCGACAGGGAGCCAGUUCUUGCACUUGAUUUUCACAUUAAAGAUAUCCUACUCAUAAUUAGUAGAACCAUCAUAUUUAAAGUUUACUGA